Oryzias latipes (Japanese medaka) is the source of this 510-nucleotide messenger RNA. It is a transcript of the gene ly97.3, whose product is annotated as lymphocyte antigen 97, tandem duplicate 3. Lineage: Eukaryota; Metazoa; Chordata; Actinopteri; Beloniformes; Adrianichthyidae. The record is from RefSeq and is a predicted model, not a curated record.
GAGCAUGAUGGGAAGGGAAACUUUGACCUCUGAAACCAGGCAGAGUCCAAAGUCAACAAGACGCCAUCUCCGCUGGUUAAUUCUGCAUCUGCUGGUCUUCCGUCGGAGCGUUCCACCGUCUGAUUCUACGUCAAACAAUCAGAGGGCCUGAAAGGAUGAAGCUGCUGCUCGUCGUUCUAGCCGUCGCCCUGCUGUGUGCAGCCGGCAAGGCUCUGAACUGCCACCGCUGCACCCCCCUGAAGGCCGGGGAAGGCUGUCGCCUGUCCGUGGAGACGUGUAAGGCUGGGAAGGACGCCUGCGCCGCUGCCUCCUUCCUCAGGGCGCCAUACGGCCGGUACCAGAAGUGCAUGGCUCUGUCGGACUGCCGCAUGCUGCAGAUGAACGCCUACAUCCAGAUGACCUGCUGCAGCAAAGACUUGUGUAACGUGCUGUGAUCGUCUGCCGGCUUAAUAAAAGGCUUCUGGGUGGGGGGGCUGAGUCUCCUUCACUCAUCAGAAUAACACCCCCCUA